AUGCCCGGCCUCGAUCUCUUCAGCUCUUCCUCUCCCGCCACCGCCAACACUAUCGUGGAGGUGCCCGUCCCCUCCUCUGUCCCCGCUCCCCCCCUUGUUGAGGUCGAAGGGACCGAAAAGGCCACUGAGGCGGUUGUGAUCCCGCGCAGCCUUGCCAGCCCUGCGGCAUACUACAACCCCCGCCUCGACCCCAAGAAUUUCCUUGAAGGUCCGCUGUCAUGGAACCCUGCUACUCGCCUCCGCCAAAUGCUCGCUCGCCCUGGUAUUGUGGUUGCGCCGGGUAUUUGCGACGGCAUCAGCGCACGCUGUGCACUCGAGGCCGGGUUCGACUGCCUCUACCAGAGCGGUGCUGCAACGACGGCGUCUCGGCUUGGGCAGCCCGACUUGGCAAUCGCAACCCUAAACGAUUUCGUCCAGAGCGCUCAAAUGGUCUGCAGUCUCGACCCCACGACACCUGUCAUCGCUGAUGCCGACACCGGGUUCGGCGGUCCCGCAAUGGUCGCCCGCACUGUCACCCAAUACGCGCGCGCAGGCGUUGCUGCACUGCAUAUAGAAGACCAGGUGCAGACGAAGCGCUGUGGGCACCUCCUUGGCAAGCAGGUCGUCUCUCGCGAAGAGUUCCUCACUCGCAUCCGGGCGGCGGUGAUUGCCCGAGACUCUAUUCCUGGCGGGUCUGACUUCGUGAUCAUCGGGCGCACAGAUUCUGCGCAGGUCCUCGGUAUGGAGGAGGCGCUGAUCCGUCUGAGGCUCGCAGCCGAUGCCGGCGCGGACGUGUGCUUCAUCGAGGGCGUGCGCACCGCCGAGCUCCUCAAGUCUACCGUCGAGGCGCUCGCGCCUAAGCCUGUGCUCGUCAACGUGAUAUCUGGGGGUCUAACGCCCUCGUUCACGACGCACGAGGCCGAGGCGCUCGGCGCGAAGAUCAUCAUCUUCUCGCUGGUGAGCUGCGUCGCGGCGGUGCACGGGAUCCGCGCUGCGAUGGCAUCGCUCAAGAAGACAGGCACAGACUUCACUAGUGCGAAGGGCAUGGACCCCAAGGCGUUCUUCGAGGUCAUGGGUCUGAGCGACAUCGUCCAGCUCGAUGCACAAGCCGGUGGCAAGGCAUUCGAGAAGGUCUAAUCACACCUGAACCUGACUCCCCUCUUGGCGCUCCGAGUCUGCAGUUCCUGAAGCUGAGGUCAGCUAGCUGCCGGAUAUUGAUUGUUUUCGUUUCACUUUGGUUAUCAUGGUCGUCAUAUUGCUUACUGUAUAGAGAUGACUGUUUAUGUACAGUCCACGCGUCCUGCAGCAUAGUAUCCCUCGCAUCUUGUCCCACUAGAC
Messenger RNA from Dichomitus squalens LYAD-421 SS1, 1317 nucleotides. Its product is annotated as Phosphoenolpyruvate/pyruvate domain-containing protein. Gene Ontology annotation, molecular function: catalytic activity. The record is from RefSeq and is a predicted model, not a curated record. NCBI's taxonomy places the organism in Eukaryota, Fungi, Basidiomycota, Agaricomycetes, Polyporales, Polyporaceae. Bases 1 to 1116 code for a protein of 371 amino acids. The transcript is spliced from 8 exons.